Molecule: messenger RNA, 1737 nt
Organism: Adineta ricciae
Lineage: Eukaryota; Metazoa; Rotifera; Eurotatoria; Adinetida; Adinetidae
Source: the annotation of a GenBank genome assembly
AUGCUUGCUUUGGUUAGAAUGAAUCAUUUGUCAAAAGCAAGUACAGGCACAUCCAAUUCAACUUUAUCGACCGGGUCCGACGAUCAAAUGUCGUCGAUUGGUAAUACGGACAAAAUGCUUACUUUAAGCGGAAAUAUUUCUCAAGAACCAACAACGCCAUGUGUAUUAAAUACACCAAAUACUUGUACAAAAAAUUCAACAUUUUUUUAUGAAAUUCCAUCAUCUAUGCACACACCAACAUUGACGGAGACGCAGUCAACAAGUGUCUCAGUACUUUCUCAGCCAUUAGCCCCACCACCACCUCGACCGUUAUCCGAUUCUUCAUCUUCUCUCGAUCUAUUGUCAUCUCAUCAAAGUUCUUCAAAUCAACUUUUAUCCUCAACAUCAAUUCCAUCGAUAGUUAUCACUAAUAAUUCGACAUUAACAAACGGUGUUGAUGAUUCGUCAACAUCCUCGACGGAUAUCAAUGACGAUACAACAAUGCAACUACCACGUAGUUUAAUCAAUGAAAACAAACCUUUUUCAUUUAGUUUACCAUCGAAAAAGUCUAUUCCACAUAUAACAACAACAUCACCAUCAACAACUACGUCGACUUCGUCAUUAGCGUCAUCGACUACAACCGCCAAAAAAUUAGUAGAAAAUUCUAAGCUAGGCGAUACAAAUAACAACAACAACGUACUCGAUACCAAUAGUGUUAGUGAUCAAAUACACACAUUAUUAACAUCAAAUCCAGUAGUUACAGAUUAUAGUAUCGCUUCUUCGAACAGUACAUCAUCAGUAUCGAAUUCUGUCCCCGUUCCCUCGACAUCCUCAUCAACAAAAACCACAACCACUACCACAGGAGCAUCAACGAUAACAACCGUAUCGACGCCUGAACCAACCAUGAAUUAUGUUGAGCAAUCUCAUUACGUUCAAUACGGAACAAGUCAACAACCUCCGUCCUAUCAUGAAUCAAUUGUUAAACCAUCGACAACAGCAGUCAAUAGUUUUAUUCCAACAUUAGCCAUGAAUGGCUCCAGUCUUUCAUAUGGUAAAUCGUCUCUUACAAAUGAUUGGCCAACAACUCCGCAAAACACGUAUACUCUACAAAUACCACCAUCCUCUUGUAUAAAAGAUGAACCACAAGACUAUAUCGCAUCUGGCAUCAAUGGUCAGUCUAUGCAAUUUGCAAAACCAAAAGCUUAUCCAAAUCGACCAUCGAAAACUCCUAUACAUGAGAGACCAUUCUCAUGUCCAAUUGAGAAUUGUCCGCGACGAUUUUCUCGAUCAGAUGAGUUGACAAGACAUAUUCGAAUCCAUACUGGUGAUAAACCAUUUCAGUGUAAAAUUUGUGCUCGAGCAUUUUCGAGAUCCGAUCAUUUAACAACACACAUUCGCACUCAUACCGGAGAAAAGCCAUUUUCAUGUGAUAUAUGCGGUCGUCGGUUUGCUCGAUCUGAUGAACGUAAACGUCAUGCUAAAGUUCAUCAAAAACCACGUAAUAACAACAACAAUAGUCAUCACUCUACUGACAGAUCAUCCCCGUCAUCAGGCUCGCGAACACUUUUAACACACAGUUUAGUUCCAGGUAUGCAUGAUGAUGACGGAGCAAAUGAAGAUAUGGCUGAUGACGCAGAUGACAGUUCUUCCCAACAUAGUGCUAAUGAUUCAUCCGAUCACCAACAACAACACCACCACCAACAACAACAAUUCCACGGUCAAUCACAUUCACUUCAUCUGCCAAAUCAAUGGGUAUGA